AUGAACCGCCCUUCGAGAACAGACGAUGACUUUGAGCAUCCUGAUUGGAACCAGAACCCGCCGUUUCUCGCUCCCGACCUCACCACUUGCGAGGACCUCAAUGGCAUCGCAAACGCCCGCGAGCAGCGCAAUGGCGCAUCAGGAGGGGCAGCCAGUGCAUUUGGGGUAUUAAAUGACGAGAAGGGGAGUUUUAUCAAAAAUUGCGACAAGCAAACCCGCGCUUGGGGGCGCAAUCCCUCUGCAAUGAGCGGUCAUCCGCCCAUUGCAGCCCCCCAGACAGUGCUAGGUGGUGAAGGCCGAGCCUGUCAUUCCCAGCCUCUGAUCCGGCCCCCCUCGGGCUGGAUUGGAUGGCUUCUCUCUGUUGUCGCUGUGUCGACAAUGGUGCAUGUCGCCGGACACGGUGUACCGGUCAUGUUUUCGGGUGGUCAUCCCGUCGAGACGACCACCGCCAGUUCCAGUGCUGUUGUUCCCCGCGAAUCUUCUCUGCUCUUGAAGCAGCUCACCAAGCGCCAGGACAAUGGUCGCUGCGGUACAAAUGACAAUGCUACCGCCGACUACAACAUGCCGCUUCAUGUGGGCGCCCUGGUUAUCAUCCUCGCCGUCUCCGGACUGGCUUGCGCUCUGCCCAUGAUCGCCCUCAAGUUCCCCAUCAUUCGCAUCCCCGAGCGCUUCUUUUUCGCUGUUCGUCAUUUUGGUACCGGUGUCCUGCUCGCCACCGCUUUCGUGCAUCUCCUCCCGACGGCUUUCAUCUCUCUUGGCGACCCGUGCCUCUCCAGCUUCUGGACUGAUGACUACCCCGCUAUGCCGGGGGCUAUUGCCCUGCUUGGAAUUUUCUUCGUGGCCGUCAUCGAGAUGGUGUUUAGCCCUGCUCGUCAGUACACCCUUCGUCCUGGGAGACAAGCCGAGGACAGUGAUGGGUCACAGGCGCAAGAGGAGCUUCCCCAUCGUCACCGGUCUACGUCCUUUGGUGGCCACUGUUCCCAGGCACCAGUACUGGCUGCUAUCACGAGGCCUUCGGGGACCACUCGCCGGGGAAGCCAGGCUGUUGUUGAGCCUGUUUCCGAGGAGAGUGUGGCGGUUGGGCGUGAAACCCCGGCCGUUUCCCCAGAUGAGAAGAUGAGGUCUAAGGAACUGCUUGGGAGCGCUGUGGAAUCCCAGCAAGUCGGCCUUACUGAGGAGCAGCUACACAAGAAGAAGAUCUUGCAGUGCAUGCUUCUCGAGGUCGGCAUCUUGUUUCACAGUAUUUUCAUUGGUAUGGCGUUAAGUGUCGCCGUCGGCGGCAACUUUGUCGUCUUGUUAAUUGCUGUUGCCUUUCACCAAACGUUUGAGGGUCUCGCAUUGGGAGCUCGUAUUGCCUCUAUCAACUGGCAAAAGGGGAUGUUGCAGCCAUGGUUCAUGGUGUUGGCUUAUGGAUGCACGACACCUAUUGGUCAAGCUAUUGGUCUAGCCACCCACACUCUUUACGCCCCCGACUCUGAGUUUGGCCUGAUCUUGGUGGGAACCAUGAACGCCAUCUCAUCGGGACUGCUUGUUUUUGCCGCCCUCAUCGAGUUGCUCGCGGAGGACUUUCUUAGUGAUGACAGCUGGGCUACCCUCCGCGGUCGCAAGCGGGUUGCGGCCUGCUUCCUUGUGCUUUUUGGCGCCAUUUGCAUGAGUUUAGUUGGAGCCUGGGCUUAG
This is a messenger RNA of Podospora anserina S mat+, 1677 nucleotides long. RefSeq lists its product as uncharacterized. The transcript is spliced from 4 exons. Gene Ontology annotation, biological process: zinc ion transmembrane transport. Lineage: Eukaryota; Fungi; Ascomycota; Sordariomycetes; Sordariales; Podosporaceae. Bases 1 to 1677 code for a protein of 558 amino acids. Gene Ontology annotation, molecular function: zinc ion transmembrane transporter activity. Gene Ontology annotation, cellular component: plasma membrane. The record is from RefSeq and is a predicted model, not a curated record.